Molecule: messenger RNA, 1584 nt
Organism: Aspergillus caelatus
Lineage: Eukaryota; Fungi; Ascomycota; Eurotiomycetes; Eurotiales; Aspergillaceae
Product: mitochondrial 37S ribosomal protein uS7m
Exons: 3
Coding region: 42-1145 (367 amino acids)
Biological process (GO): translation; ribosomal small subunit assembly
Cellular component (GO): ribosome
Molecular function (GO): rRNA binding; structural constituent of ribosome; mRNA binding
Source: RefSeq, a predicted model, not a curated record
UUUUUUGACUCCAGCUCAGCAUUAGAAGAGCGCGUUUCGGCAUGCCGCCCCGUCUCAACCUUUUCAACGCGAGGACUGCUGUGCCGGUCUUUCGCCAAACCUCUGUCAGCGUUUCCCGGCCCAAUAUCGCUACUACUAUCAACGGCAGCCGAUCCACCCACCAUGGCUUGAAGACUGGCUUGUCGUCUUCGAUGCGAAUGCAGAAGAGAUGGAAUUCCUCAGCGUCCGGGGGAGACAACUCGGAGCGACCAAAGGCUCCCACAGAGGACCCGUUACCUCACGUUAGCGAGGAGGCCGCGGAGAUAAGCAAGAUCAUGGACAAGAAAUGCGAUGGCACUCCCGCCAGUCCGGAGUUGGAGCAAGGAACGCCUAUCUCAGAGAUUCUCCAACGGGACAAAGAAGCCCGGAAACAUAUGCCCAAGGUCAUGCAGGACCAGAUCAAAUCAUCGACUGGUACUCGGUCGUUCUCGACAUCCACCCGCCGGAGCCAGACCGAACUACAUGGCCAAGGAAAGGGCUUCGAUGAGCAAACUGCCGCAGUGAUGGCCAGCAUGAUCUCUCAGGUCAACCAGCAGGCUGAGGAACUUCAUGAUGGGAUCAAGUUUGACCCUGUCGAGACCCUUCCCAAGACAGAGAACUUCCGCACAAGAUAUGACUCGCUGCUCGAACAAUUUACCAAACUCUUAAUGACGGAUGGCAAGCUGAGUAGGGCCCAGAAGGAUAUGGCGUUCAUUCUGGACCACCUCCGGACUGCUUCUCCGCCUCAGCCCAACCCUAAGCGGCCUCUGCUUCCUGGACCCCCCGCCCCGCAGCUUCCACUGAACCCCGUCCUAUAUCUCACCUUGAUUGUCGACUCUGUUGCUCCUCUGAUCAAGAUUCGCCAGCAGAAAGGUAUCGCCGGUGGUGGUGCGUCGGUGCAGAUUCCGGUUCCGCUCGCGCUGAGACAACGCCGCAGGACAGCGAUUAAAUGGAUUAUCGAUGGCUCUGAUAAACGACGUGACAGCAAGUUUGCCCAACGGGUAGCCAACGAGCUGGUUGCGGUUGCAGAAGGCCGCAGUGGUGUGUGGGACAAGAGAGAGCAACAGCACAAGCUCGGUAUCGCAGGCCGAUCGAAUCUCGGCAUGGUCGCCGGUGGUCGUCGGUAGACUGCCUUACAUGCAUACAAACAGACGCAAUGACAGGCUGGGCAUUACAAUUGCGAGUAUUCCGGCAUUGCAUCCAAUGAGAUUUUUCUUUGUCUCUCUCUUUCUUCUUUUUGGGAAUUAGAUGGAAGAUGCGGGAUCUGUUUCCUUUCUGUAUUUUAUUAUGGGACUUUUUCAAGCACCUGAUGCAUCUGUAUAGGUAGUUUUUUCAUAUUUAUUAUUGAUCAUAGUGAAAGUCAGUCUUGUGGUUUAUCAAUUCACCAUGGUGGCUUCAAGUUUGUAGAGGUACAUGUAUGUACUAAUAUAUUUUCGAGCGGUCUCGGCUCGGCUGUGGAAAAGUCCACGUAAGGUAACUGUGCAGAUGCUGUGUCCCUAGUAGUAAGCACAACUGUAGGUGGUCAAGUGAUGACACUACAAGUGACAAAUACUUGGGAAGGACAAG